Messenger RNA from Zootermopsis nevadensis, 1648 nucleotides. RefSeq names its product NAD(P)HX dehydratase (gene Naxd). NCBI's taxonomy places the organism in Eukaryota, Metazoa, Arthropoda, Insecta, Blattodea, Termopsidae. Gene Ontology annotation, molecular function: ATP-dependent NAD(P)H-hydrate dehydratase activity. Gene Ontology annotation, biological process: metabolite repair. The record is from RefSeq and is a predicted model, not a curated record.
UUGUGACGUCUCUUUCCAGAAUGAGUUGGCCUUGAGAUGUUAGUUCUUCAAUUUAUAUCUAUGGCUGAAGAAUUGUAAAGGAAUAUUAACCGUUUCUAAUGAAAGGCUCUCUUUAGUGAAGCUCAAGCAAAGCACAAACACCGAAAGGAAGGUUAGGAAUUUUGUGAUUUCUUUCAGGGUCGAAGUGAGAGGUUACGUAUGUUUACAUACUACAGUCCUGUAUUUAGAAACAUUAUGCAAACGUGCACGUUAUACACACCUCUAAAAAGAGUUGCAGUCAAGACAGAAAUGGAGUGGGGCAUAUCGCAUACUGAAGCUCAACUUUUGAAUGCAUCGAGAGCAAUUGUUCCAUCUAUGAGGCAUGACUUGUACAAAGGGAAAGCUGGCCGCAUAGGCGUUAUCGGUGGCUCGUUCGAGUAUACAGGCGCUCCGUAUUUUUCUGCUAUUUCUGCCUUGAGGGUUGGCUGUGAUCUUUCGCAUGUGUUCUGCCCACGAGACGCGGCGCCUGUUAUCAAGUCUUACAGUCCUGAGCUGAUCGUACAUCCAGUCCUGGAUGAUGGGAAUGCUUUGGAACUCAUAAAACCCUGGUUGCCACGACUCCAUGUGUUGGUUAUUGGCCCAGGUCUUGGGCGGGACCCGUCGAUUCUGGAGACCGUCUGCGACAUAAUACAGUUUUGCCGAGACGAAGCAGAAUAUGGGAAACAGCUUGUAAUUGACGCAGAUGGUUUAUUCAUGGUUACACAGAACCCGGAAAUAAUUCGAAAUUAUCCGAGAGGUGUUAUAUUAACGCCGAAUGCCAUAGAAUUCAGCAGACUUGCUAAAUCUGUAUUGGACAAAGAAUGGGAACCUACACCAAACCCUGACCCUGAACGUGUAAAGGCGUUGGCGGUGGCGCUGGGAACUAAUAUUGUGGUGUUACAUAAAGGUGCUGCUGACGUGAUUUCUGAUGGCGUCACUGUGGUCACGUGUGUGUCAGGCGGUUCUGGUAGGCGCUGUGGCGGUCAAGGUGAUCUGCUAUCGGGGAGUCUAGGUACAUUCUAUUGCUGGGCUGGCCUCAGAACUGCCCGUGACACAUCGGAACAAGUCCUUCCUUUUCCGCCACCGAUUGUUGCCGCGUACGCAGCAGCACGCCUUACAAGGGAGUGCAACCAACGAGCCGUGACCAAGGCGGGCCGCAGUACUCUCACAACAGAUAUGCUGGAAGAGAUACACUCUGCGUUCGAGGCUCUUUUUGAAAACUAAUCAGUUGUCAAUGAUGCAGAGACAGAUGAAUGGAAUUGUGUGGAAUUUAGAAGAAACAUUCGUUGUUGGCUGCAUAGUGUUGCCAUCUGUCGGCCAACAACGAAUACUACUUCCAAAUUCCAUGUACCUCUUUCCCAUUCAGACGAUGCAUUUAAAAUUUGUAUGCAUUUGCAAAUAAAUUGUUCUCCCUGUAAAAAAAGUGAAUCUGCAAAUCCAAUCAUUAUUAGCAUUUAUACGUGUUUGUUUACAAUAUAAGAAGCAUAUAUUUUGGAAGAUUGACAAUGCAUAAUUUCAUAUUGCACAAAUUUCUUCUAGCUGUACAAAUGUUGUGUUAUUAAUGUAAUAUUUUUUUGUAAUGAAAGUUUCUAAUGCAUCAAUAAAAUGCAGUGUAGCUCAUGAGUUAUCA